This is a messenger RNA of Columba livia (rock pigeon), 1020 nucleotides long. RefSeq names its product zinc finger CCCH domain-containing protein 18-like. The record is from RefSeq and is a predicted model, not a curated record. The transcript has 3 exons. The coding region runs from base 271 to 1020 and encodes 249 amino acids. NCBI's taxonomy places the organism in Eukaryota, Metazoa, Chordata, Aves, Columbiformes, Columbidae.
UUCAGGCGCUUUGUCCGGCUGAGCAAGGGCUUGGGCUGCGGGCGGGCUGAGGGCGGGGCAAGGGGGCGCGCGCGGGAGCGGCGGCGAGCUGCGAUUGGGCGGCUGCGGGCGGCACGUGCUGCCGCGAGGCCGCGUCCGGUCGCCGCGGUGCCGCCGGAGCCGUUGCCGCCGUUGCCGUCGGGGCGAGCGGUCGGUGCGAGAGAGAGAGAGCGGGAGUGCGGGGCUGGCGGAGCCGGCAGCAGCCCUGCCUGCGGACGCGGACACGGCGCCAUGUGCGGGAUCAGCUGCGGGCCCUGCUGCGGACGGGCUCGGAGCUUCCCCUUUUGGAACCUGUGUGUUUGGAGAUGUUGGAGAAGACCAAGGAGGAGGACACCCAGGAGGAAGAGACAUGAGGAAGAUGUGGAGUCUCUGCACAGCCUUGAGGAGACUGUGCCCAAGGCAACCAAGGAAGAUGUGGAGACUCCAGGGCGCAUUGAGGAGACUCCAGAGCGCGUUGAGGAGACUCCAGAGCACGUUGAGGAGACUCCAGAGCGCGUUGAGGAGACUGUAAGCAAGACCAGAGAGGAAGAUUCAGAGACUCCAGCGUGCAUUGAGGAGAGUCCAGAGCACACUGAGCAGACUGUCAGCAAGACCAGAGAGGAAGAUGCGGAGAUUACAAGCAAGGUAUCAGACGAAGAUGCAGAGACUCCAGAGCGCAUUGAGAACUGUCUACGCAAGGCAACAGAGGAAGACACCAAGGCUGCAGAGUGCAUAGAGAAAACUCCAGGCAAGCCAGCUGAAGAAGACAUGGAGACUCCACAGAGCCUGGAAGACAAUGUGAGGAACCAACCUGGGGAAGAUGUGGAUGUUCCACAGAGCGUUCAAGAGAGCACAACUGAGGAUGGAGCUGAAGACGCACAAGAAGGAGCUGUUGACUGUGACACCCUGAGAAGAGCGCAGAUCCACCAGACUGAGGGUGAAGGAGCAAGAUGGCUCGGGGUAAGUGAAGCUGGUGUGGUGGCCAAGUCCCCAGCUCAUUAA